AUGUAUAAACAGACAUGCAUGUGUGUGUUUCAGCUGGCCCCAGACGAUGCUUGGCGCUGUCCCCACUGCAAGCAGCUGCAGCAGGGUCGCAUAAAGCUCAGCCUGUGGACGCUGCCGGAUGUGCUUAUCCUGCAUCUCAAGAGGUUCAGACAGGAGGGCGACCGGAGAGUUAAGAUGCAGAACAUGGUGAGAUUCCCCCUAAUGGGGAUGGACAUGGCUCCACAUGUGGUCAAGAGAAGCCAGAGCAGCUGGAGUUUACCCUCCCACUGGUCACCGUGGAGACGCUCCUAUGGUUUGGGAAGAAACCCCGACGACUACCUGUAUGACCUGUACGCUGUGUGCAACCAUCAUGGCAAUAUGCACGGAGGCCACUACACUGCCUACUGCAAAAACUCUGUUGAUGGUCAGUGGUACUGCUUUGAUGACAGCGAAGUGUCCCUGAUACCUGAUGAUGACGUGUGUCAGCAGACAGCCUACAUCCUGUUUUAUCAGAGGAGAACUGCCAUUCCCUCCUGGUCUGCCAACAGCUCUGUUGCUGGAUCCACAAGCUCGUCCCUGUGUGACCACUGGGUAAACCGGCUGCCUGGCAGCAGGCCUGCUAGCUUGGCCUCUGGAGCUUCAUCCAGACGCACCUCACUGGCUUCGUUAGCCGAGUCUGGAGAGUUUCCAGGAGAGCGCAGUGAGGAUGAUGGAGGAUUCUCUGUGCGUCCUUUUGUGAGGAGCAUUCAGCGUCAGAGCUUAUCCUCCAGGUCGUCGAUAGCCAGCCCUUUAGCCUUCAGCGACAGUGGCAUACGGCCCUCCUGGUCUCUCUCAGCCAAGCUUCAGAUGAGGUCAAACUCCCCCUCCCGUUUCUCCCUCGACUCUCGAUGUUCCCCUCCUCUGGAGCGAAUAGGAGAAGCCUGCGAUGACAAAGUGUCCACUUCCUGUUUUGGCAGCUACAGUAGACAUGAGCGUUACUUUGGCAGCAGGACUCCCUCGUCCAUGAUGGAGAGCAACUUCAGUGACCAGGACAACAAUAAACGCUUCUUAGACAUGAUGUACUGCAGGGCUCCCACUCCAGUGGAAAAGAAGAGCACUAAAAACGAGGCAACAGACAACAACAAUGAGAUCACAGCUCUGUGA
Menidia menidia (Atlantic silverside) is the source of this 1122-nucleotide messenger RNA. Lineage: Eukaryota; Metazoa; Chordata; Actinopteri; Atheriniformes; Atherinopsidae. The record is from the annotation of a GenBank genome assembly.